Messenger RNA from Leptopilina boulardi, 1958 nucleotides. RefSeq names its product delta-like protein C. The record is from RefSeq and is a predicted model, not a curated record. The transcript is spliced from 7 exons. Lineage: Eukaryota; Metazoa; Arthropoda; Insecta; Hymenoptera; Figitidae. Gene Ontology annotation, cellular component: membrane. Gene Ontology annotation, biological process: motor neuron axon guidance; cell communication. Bases 33 to 1298 code for a protein of 421 amino acids.
UUCCUCAGUCUUGACUGUGAAGUCAAGUUAAGAUGAUACCGUUCCUCGUAUACCUCUGCUUUUUAAUCGGUGCUCGUGAAACAACAUUGCCGGUGAACAAUGGAGCCUUAAAUAGUCUCACAUCUGUCUUGGGUUUGACACUUCUACCCAUUGGAUAUGCUGCAGGUCCAAGAUACGUGCCAAAAUGGAAGAAGCAAGCAUGUGAAUUACCAGCAACACAACUUCCAAAUUCAAAUUAUGAUUGCGAUGAAGCCGGGGAAGUCAAGUGUCUACCGGGAUGGACCGGGGAUCUUUGUGACGUUCCAUUAUGUCGAAAGGGGUGCGACCCUAUUCAAGGAUACUGUCGUCGGCCUGGCGAAUGCCGCUGUAAAUUGGGAUUUUAUGGUGAUACUUGUGGCAAAUGUGUCGCUCUUCCUGGCUGUCAACAUGGCAGAUGUAAUGUGAGCUUCGAGUGCGUUUGCGAUCCUGGAUGGAAGGGAUUAUUUUGUAACGAACCUGCCUGCGCUUCUUAUUGUAAUCCUAGCCAAGGAUAUUGUGACAGACCCGGCGAGUGCAAAUGCAGACUUGGCUGGCAGGGACCAGAAUGUAAACAGUGUGCCGUUUUACCGGGAUGUGUUCAUGGAAGUUGUAAAGGACCUCUCGAAUGUCGAUGUGAUCCAGGAUGGACAGGAUUCUUGUGUCAAACUCCGGUAUGCGCUCAAGGUUGUAGUCGAGAACACGGCAGUUGUCGGAGGCCAGGAACUUGUAGGUGUCGAAUGGGUUGGACAGGUCCAAAUUGCACAGAGUGCUUUCCUUAUCCUGGCUGUGUUCAUGGUACCUGCAAAAGGCCAUGGGAAUGCAGAUGUCAGCCAGGCUGGACCGGAGACCUUUGCGAAGAAAAACUCACCUACUGCGACCAGCAUGAUGACCUAUGCAAAAACAAUGGCACCUGCAUCAGCAUGACGAAAGAAGAUGGCAAUUACAGAUGCAUUUGUCCAUUUGGUUUCUCUGGACGUCAGUGUCAAUUUGAAAUGCAAAUGCCGGAUAUGGAAUUGAAACCACCAAAGCCAGACACACUUCCUGAGGUGGGAAUUUUAGUCGAUGAUGAAGAAUUGGGAGGUAAACCGCAAGCGGAAAUUAAUCCGGAUAAAGAAAAAGACGAAACUUUAGAUAAUAAUGAGCCCAGUGUUGUGCUCAUAAAACCAAUUGUUAUCACGACCGCUCCGGAAAUUGAUCCUGCGGCUACAGCAGGCAAGUGGCCAACAGAACGACCUACAGAAUCGCCGUCUAGCGAAAGAGAUGCUGAAAAUGAAACUUAAAUUUUCUACUAAAAAAAGAAAAAUACCUAUGUAUACAAGUCAAUUAUCAUUUUAUACAUUCCUCAAAGAUUAUGACUUUUUUUAAAAUUAUUGUUAUGAUAAUAUAUCCUUGACAGGAUAAUUAAUUUCAAAACAUUUUAGAUCUUUUAUUAAUAAUAGUAAUUCUAUAAUUUUCUUAACAAUUUUUUAUGGAAAUUAAUUAAUUUGGGUCUAAGAAAGAAAAAAAUGCCCUUUUGUACUAAAAGUAAGAAUUGUAAAAAAGAUUGGAAUUUAUUACAACAGUCGUAACACAAUUCUUAUGACAAUAUCAAUGUUAAGAACUAGAUAGCAUUAUUAUUAUUUUGUUUCUCCACAAGAUUCUUUAAAGUUUCCAAAAUAUUGUACAUUUAAUAUUUAUUUAAAAAUUGUUAAUUAUUCAAUUAAUUUCAUAUUAUAAUAAUUUAUUAUUUAUUUAAUCGUACACGAAAAAACAAAAAUUUAUCUAUAACAGCUGAAACAUUCACUGAAAUAUCUAUAUUUAUAACUUUUGAUGCUUUGAAAAAAUAAUUACAAGGUUGCAGUAAAUGUUUCAGCAAUAUCUAUGUACAUAUUUUUUAACGUGUUUUAUUUUGUGUAUUAAUUUAGAAAAAAAACUUCGACUCAUCACAUGCAAAAUACAAU